This is a messenger RNA of Pelagomonas calceolata, 1953 nucleotides long. Lineage: Eukaryota; Pelagophyceae; Pelagomonadales; Pelagomonadaceae. The record is from the annotation of a GenBank genome assembly.
ACAGCUUUAGCUUGCCCAAGAUCGUGGUCGUGGCAAGACGCGGCUAACGCCUCGUCGACGCGUUUUGGUUGUACCAAUACAUCAGUACAGUACACAUUCCUGCAGCAGACCACCAGUUCCGCAAGCAACCUUGUAAAUAAAAAGCUUGCAGCCAUGCCAAGCACCCCACUCAUUAUCGGGCUCGCGGCCACCGCGCACGCACUCGUCGCACCCACUACGCCGCACCAGCGCCUCGCGCCCACGAACGCCGUCGCCGAUUUGCUGCGGGACGCGAAGUUAGAUAUUCCGUGGCUCGCCGAGGGCGAGGCGCCGAAAGAAAACAAGGUCAACACGCCCGACUCGGCCAAGCGCAUCUUCGCGCUGCCGACGGCGCCGAAGAGGGUAGAAGAGUCGCCGGAGCGCGUCGAAGAAGUAAGAGCGCGCGCGCGGACGGCGGCGGCCGACGCCGCCGCGUUGCGCGGCAUGCUCACGGGCGACGCCGAUCAGACGGCCUGGUGGCGCUCGCCGCCGCCCGCCGGCGAGGGUACUGAGAGGGACCUCACGACGGACGAGCCGCUGCGCGUGUUGGUGGCAGGCGGGGGUUUGGCCGGCCUCGUGACGGCCGCCGCGUGCCACUCCAAGGGCAUGAAGGUGGCCCUCUUCGAGCAGGCGUCGUCCUACGCGCCCUACGGCGGGCCCAUCCAGAUUCAGAGUAAUGCGCUGCGGGCCAUCCAGCGCAUCAACCCCCAGAUUUAUGAGGAUCUCGUGCAAGCGGGCACGUGCACCGCCGAUAGGGUAUCUGGCCUGAAGAUCGGCUACAAGCGGGGCAACAAGCUCGCGGGUUUGUACGACAAGGGCGACUGGCUCGUGCGUUUUGAUACAUUAGGCCCGGCGCUCGAGGCCGAGCUGCCUCCCACGGUCGUUGUAGAUAGACCGGUGAUCCAGCAGAUCUUCGUCAAGCACGGCUUCCCCGCCGAUACAGUUCGAAUCAAGUCGCGCGUCGUGGACUACGAGGACCGGGGCGGCUGCGUCAAGGUCACGCUGGAAGACGGCACCGAGGCGUUCGGGGACGUGCUGGUCGGCGCGGACGGCGUCUGGUCGUCCGUGCGCAAGAUCAUGCACGGGUUAGAUGAAGGCGCGGGCGGCGACGCCGCGUCGGGCGCGGCGGGCGGCGCCUUGGACGAGGCCGAGGCGCGCAAGAUGGCGCGCGACACGGUGCGCGUGGCCCAGAAGGCGUUGCGGAGGUACUCGGGCUUCACGUGCUACGCGGCGCUCGCGAACCACAAGGCGUCGAACAUCGAAGAAGUCUCCUACCAGAUCCUGCUAGGCGACAAGAAGUAUUUUGUGAGCACCGACGGCGGCGGCGAGCGGCAGCAGUGGUUCGCGUUGAUAAGGGAAGACGCGGGCGGUGUCGACCCGGAGCCGACGCCGGAGAACCCGACGCCCAAGCUCGAUCGUUUGAGGAGAGAGUUCGCGAACGGCGACGCCUACGCGUGCGACCAGGACGGCAAGGUCUGGGACGGCUUCGCGCUGGAGCUCGUCGACGCGACGCCCGAGGAGGAUAUUAAGAGGAGAGAUCUCUACGACGGCGCACCUCUCUUAGCGACGUGGGACCCGAAGCGGUGGCUCGCGCCCUGGGCUUCUGGUAGGGUCGCGAUCUGCGGGGACGCGGCGCACCCGAUGAUGCCCAACCUCGGCCAGGGCGGCUGCCAGUCGACCGAGGACGGCUACCGCCUAGCCGAGGAGCUCGCGACGGUGCAGCACACGAAGCAGACGGCGGGCGCUUUGGGAUCGUACUCGCGCAAGAGAGUGUUUAGGACGUCCAUCGUGCAGGGCUUCGCGCAGCUCGGGUCGGACCUGCUCGUGGACUUCGACCUCAUGAUGACGAUCCCUUUGAUAGGGCCCUUCUUCCUCACGGCGACGCAGCUGUCCAUGCCCUGGAUCCUGCGGUUCCUCUACACGCCCGAGUUCUAG